CUCAUGACUGUCAUAGUAAGAGGGAGUCUGAGGCAACUCACCUGGUGUGAAAGAUGUCCAUCUCUGUUGUUAAUGACAAGGGAGUGACUGUGGUCACCAUGGUGACCGACAAUGACAGCGGUGUACCUCCACUGUGUCAAAUCCUCAAAGCUCUUUGCUACAGCCCCAUGAGCUGCUCGGUGAAUAAGGCCAUGAUACAGCCCACCGUAGUCGGAACUCUUGGGAUUGUGCAGAUCAUGGUGGGACUUUUCAACAUUGGACUCGGCCCAGAGCGAAUCGAAACAUAUCCCUACUGGCUGGGUGCAUUGUUCGUCUUUGCUGGAGUCGUAUCAGUUCUCGUUGCCAUGUGCCCCUCUCGUUUCUUGGUGGUUUUUGUUGUGUUUGGGAACAUAGUUGGAUCCAUCUUCGCCAUCGUUGGCAUUGUGCUGUAUGCUAUACAUCUGGGAAAUAUCUCCAUCAUCAGGAUGUGUUCCUCUGUUGCUGACUCUGAUGAGAACUGCAGAUAUGUGGCAUAUUUAGCUCAGAGAUUGGUGAGAGGCGUGGACAUUACUCUGAUCAUCCUGGCUGUACUCCAGCUGUGUGUUUGCAUCAGCCUUGCUGUUCUGGGUGUCAGGGCUGUGUGCUACAGGGAGAAUGAAGAAGAUGUCAGAGAGAAUGAGGUUUACCAGCCAUUGUUGAAGGAAAUCCUCACAAACAAUCCUGGGGCUUAAACACCUAAAUAUGUAAGCUUCAACGGGAGACAGAUGCCUCAGCAGGGAAACUGGAGGAGCUAAACCUAAUUUGUUCUAUAAAUUUUUCCAUGUACCUUACACAUCAUUAGUGAAGCUCCUGGAAUCAUAAGGAGAUCCGUACAAACAUGUUGGAAAUGAUCCUCUAUGAAGCUAAGACAUCAGCAUAUUCUGGUUUACAAAGCUGUCCUUGGUCUGAUUCCCUCUUUCUGCAGAGUCAGCUGAUUAAUUUGUAUUUAAGUUGAGUUUUUGGUAAAUUUGAACAUUUUUGUCAUGUUUUUAUCUUUCAUUUUCACCGUAAGACUUAAGUAUGUUUUCAUGUUUAACAAAAGAUGUUUUUACCAUUAUUGACCACUAGGUGGUGUACACUGUUUGCUGCUGACUGGGUUUUUCUUAUGAUGCCAUGGACAUAGUUUAAUAGUUUUGAAAGGAAUCAAGGGAUGUAGGAUGGACCCUGCUUCAUCCUGAUAGUAGCAGAGAUAUUAUCCAGCCUGAUGUCACCCCAGACAAGUAUGGGAUAUGAAUGAAUGAAUGUUAGUUUGGUGAAAUGAGGAGUUCUAGAGGGGAAUGUGUUUAGAAUAAUAUAAUUAACGAACAUGAAACAAAUCAAAAAGUGUUAUCCUACUAUAAUUAGACCAAAAGAACAGUUCUUGAAGUCUGGCCUAUCAUUUUUACACUGUUUUGUAUCAUGUUCAUGCAGAUUUGAAGACCCAGAUGCUGUUUACAGCAGGCAGGAGGUAAACAAGUGAUGAGCCAAAUAUGCUGUCAAGGGAGGAGAUAUUAAUAAACAUGAUUCGAGCCACAAAAGAAAUUGUAUUGAGGCGGACCAAAGAAAAAGAAGAAAAGAAAAAUAAACAGCAAAGAUCUCAUAUGAACAAAGGAAAGCUGGGGGUAUUUAUACACAUACUAAAUGAGAAACUGUGGACAGAUGUGGAAAUUGGCUUGGAGAACAGAAAACAGGACUGAGACAAACCAGGGACCACACUGAGGAAAUGACGUAAUACGAGUCAUUGCACAGAAAAGAAAACCCAACAGGAACUUAAAGUCAUAGAAAAUAUGGAAAUUAGAACAACCAUAAGAAUAAAAAAAACAGUGUUACCCAAUACAAACAUACAUUCCAGACUAAAACAUUUCAAAAACAAGACUUUUAUUUAGUCUUGACAGUUAUUCUGAACUUAUCCACAACUCUGCUGAACAGUCUUAAGUUAAGUUACAAUUUACUUCAGUUAACACUAAAACAUCCCUGUUACACGCCUCAACCCGAGCAAAAUGAAUGUAAAAGAAUCACAAAAUGUAUCUGGGAAAAGAUUGAACGUAUGCUGUCAAUCCUUGAUCACCUGUUCUGUUUUCUUUUUUUUUCAUCUAUAUCUGUCAGGUUAUAAUAUUUAGGUCUGACUGUGAUUACAGCAGGUGCCUUGAACAUACAGGUUGAUUCAUGCUGAAUACUUGCUGCACAAUGCAUUUACAAACAGAGCAGCUUAACACUCAACCACAGGUAUGUCUGUGUUUUCAUGUCAUUAUAAUCCUGUAAGAAGGCUACAGAACCAGUAUGCAAGCCCCGACACAGUAAAGAUAGCUGAUAUUAAUCACAAAGGCUUGGAUUUUUGUGUCUUUCUCAACAGUUGAAGUAUCUGUGAUUUGCUGUGUUAAGCUUUUAUCGGUAAACAGAUAAAAAAUGAACAGGUUGUUUUUCAUCAGUGUGUCUCUGUUUAACACAGUUUUAGUCUGUAGAAGCUAAAUAAUGAACCAGAGGAAGAUGUUUUGAGCUCUGGAUCAGACCAGGAACGAUGGUUGUCCCGCCCACACCAAGUUUCCCUUUAAAUACCUUUAAAUAAGUCAUACCUUUUAUCCAAGUCAUGUAAUGCUGUCCAAACACCAUAACAUGCAAACACAAUGUCAAAAACAUUUUAAAACACGGAUUUCUUAUUGUUUUCCAGGAGCAGACAAACACAUUUAAAGACCCACAUCAUGACUUUUCUUGUCAUUGUUGGAUCAGAUGGAAGUGUGAAACAGAUCAUAUAAAUAUUGAACUGUCUUUAGUCAAAUUACAUCUUACAUCACCAA
Messenger RNA from Melanotaenia boesemani (Boeseman's rainbowfish), 2792 nucleotides. RefSeq names its product membrane-spanning 4-domains subfamily A member 4D-like. The coding region runs from base 54 to 710 and encodes 218 amino acids. The record is from RefSeq and is a predicted model, not a curated record. The transcript is spliced from 7 exons. NCBI's taxonomy places the organism in Eukaryota, Metazoa, Chordata, Actinopteri, Atheriniformes, Melanotaeniidae. Gene Ontology annotation, cellular component: membrane.